This is a messenger RNA of Corticium candelabrum, 1692 nucleotides long. RefSeq names its product glutathione hydrolase 1 proenzyme-like. Gene Ontology annotation, biological process: glutathione catabolic process. NCBI's taxonomy places the organism in Eukaryota, Metazoa, Porifera, Homoscleromorpha, Homosclerophorida, Plakinidae. Gene Ontology annotation, cellular component: plasma membrane. The transcript has a single exon. Gene Ontology annotation, molecular function: glutathione gamma-glutamate hydrolase. The record is from RefSeq and is a predicted model, not a curated record. Bases 1 to 1587 code for a protein of 528 amino acids.
AUGGCGGCUGUAGCAACCGACACGGAACCAUGUAGCGAGGUCGGUUCCAACAUUCUUCGUUACCAGAACGGCACAGCGGUCGAUGCGGCUAUUGCGACGCUUCUUUGCAUUGGCGUCGUCAGUCCGCACUCGUCGGGUAUCGGUGGGGGCGCGUUUUUUCUCAUCUACGACGACGACACUCGCAGUGCUGAAGCGAUUGACGCAAGAGAGGUGGCACCUGAAGCUGCUAACGUAACGAUGUACGUAAACGCUCCAGAUUUGUCGCUAACAGGAGGACUUGCUGUAGCCGUACCGGGAGAACUCAAGGGUAUGGAAGCGGCACACAAAAACUACGGUCGUCUACCAUGGAAAGACCUAUUUCUUCCCGCAAUUCAAUAUGCGCGAAACGGGGCUCGUAUUUCUCCCAACAUGGCGCACGCUAUAUCAAUUAGCAGAGAAGAAAUUUUGAAAGACCCGGGGAUGACUACACUUCUGUCGCGAAAAGACGGUCACCUUCUAGUUCAAGACGACAUCGUGCGUAACGCUCCACUAGCGAGCACUCUAGAAGCGAUAGCUAGUCAAGGAGUUGAUGCUUUCUACUGCGGUGCCAUUGCCGAAAAACUCGUAGCCGACAUCAAUGAGAGAGGCGGUCACAUGACUUUAGACGAUCUAUGCCGGUAUCGAGUCAAACACAAAGAACCACUGGCUAGUCAAUAUCGCGGUCACGUGGUUCUCGGUGUUCCUCCUCCGGCCGGCGGAGCAGUUCUCGCUCAAAUGCUCAAUAUCGUCGACGGAUUUCCGGAAAGCGACGAAACGAGAUUCUCGUCGGGAUACCACGAACUCGUAGAAGCGGCGAAAUUCGCGUAUUCGCAGAGACUCAAACUUGGCGACCCCGACUAUUACAAACGUGUCGAAAAGGUGAUGAAAACGAUGUUGAAUGCAAAGAUAGCAGACAAAAUGAGAGCUCGUAUUAAUCCAAAUCGCACGUAUAGUCGUGGUCACUACCGAGUACGACAAUAUUCUACAUUUGACCACGGAACGACGCACGUUAGCAUACUUGCUCCAAACGGAGACGCAGUAGCAGUCACGUCUACCAUCAACUACUACUUUGGAGCAAAGAUGCGGUCUCCACAAACGGGAAUUUUACUAAACAACCAAAUGGACGAUUUCUCGACUCCCGGUCACUCGAACGUGUACAAUCUAGCACCAGCGCAGUCAAACUUCAUACAUCCAGGUAAGCGUCCGCAGUCUUCCAUGACUCCGACCAUCAUUCUCGACCGUCAAAAUAAUACAAAAAUGGUAAUUGGAGCAUCCGGGGGAUCGAGGAUUACAACGGGGGUAGCACAAGUCAUCCGGGAUGUGCUAGGCUAUAAAGACAGCGUCGGAAAAGCUAUCAAUCGUCCACGGUGUCAUCAUCAGAUGCUACCCAAUAAAGUCUUCGUCGAAUCUUCUUUUCCACUCGAGGGCUACCUUGCACUGCAAAAGAGAAGGCACAGAGUGUCCGUGAGCAAGAUUACGAGUAUUGUACAGGCAAUUUUACAACAUCAAGACGAUAAAAUUUCGGCAGCAAGCGACCCACGAAAAGGCGGAAAACCUCACGGAUUCUAGACAUUAAUCUAAAAUCUAGACUUUAGCAAUGUUAAUUAAGCGCAUGCGUAUAGCGUAAAUUUUAAACUACACUAAAGAUAUUUAAAAAUUUAGUCUAGAAUUACA